Molecule: messenger RNA, 2876 nt
Organism: Cydia pomonella (codling moth)
Lineage: Eukaryota; Metazoa; Arthropoda; Insecta; Lepidoptera; Tortricidae
Gene: Loqs
Product: interferon-inducible double-stranded RNA-dependent protein kinase activator A homolog
Exons: 8
Coding region: 191-1351 (386 amino acids)
Source: RefSeq, a predicted model, not a curated record
AUAGAUAAUCUGUGCGCGGGGUCGGUGUUCGGUGUGCGCCUCUGCGCAGAGAGACCUCAUCAAAAGCGUUUGGCCGUUCGUUGAAGUUAUUCGUUAUUCCUUAUUUUAUGGUCAGUAUUCACCGGCUUUCAUUAGUUUAUUAAUAUUAACGCCGUCCCAUCAUUUCUUCUUCUAAUAGCACCAGCAUAAUAUGAAGAUGGAGGGAGGCGUAGUUCACCCGCACCCGGGAGCGGUCGGCGUGGUGCACAGCGGAGUGCCGGGAGUCGUGCACGGGAUGCCCGUGCACGGAGCGGGCCCGGACGGCGAGCACGCCCAGCACGGGCCGCGCCGCCGCUACAACAACCGCCCUAAACCGCCUAACAACUUAGAGAGGCUGCCGUUAGACGAGGCUGCUAAGAGAGAAAUGGAAUCUCUCCCUAUGAAGACUCCGGUCUCGGUUCUCCAAGAGCUGUUGGCUCGCCGAGGAACCGUGCCUAAGUAUGAACUGGUGCAGAUCGAAGGCAUGAUCCAUGAACCUACAUUCCGUUAUCGAGUGACUGUCGCUGAUCUUGUUGCUAUGGGCACUGGACGUUCAAAGAAGGAGGCCAAGCACUCUGCAGCUAAGGCUCUGCUUGACAAGCUGACUGGUGCUGCCCCGGCUGACCCACCAGCUAAUGGAACUGUGCCCGAGACUACCGGCGGAGCGGUGGUGUCGUCGUUUGAAGACAAGCUGAUGGGCAACCCGGUGGGCUGGCUGCAGGAGCUCUGCAUGUCUCGCUUCUGGCCGCCGCCUUCCUACCAUGCUGAGAACGACGACAAUGUCAAUAGACGGCUCCCGCACGAGCGGCAGUUCACGAUCAUCUGCACGCUGCUGAAGCGCCGCGAGGUGGGCACGGGCAAGUCCAAGAAGCUCGCCAAGCGCCAGGCCGCCUACAAGAUGUGGCAGGCGCUGCAGGACAACCCGCCCGAGGCCUUCCAGCCCGAUGAGGAGGGAGUGGCGGCCCGCUACGCCGACCUGAAAGACAGUAAAAUCUCCACUCUGACUACCAGUCACAGCCACAAGGUGUCACAGUUUCACAAGCAUCUCAAACAGUCUGUCGGCCCCAACCUGGCCAAGUUGCAGGUGACCCCGCUGAACAACAAGGACUUCAACUUCGUGCAGUUCCUGCAGGAGAUCGCGUCGGAGCAGUCGUUCGAGGUGACGUACGUGGACAUCGAGGAGAAGUCCAUGUCGGGGCGCUGCCAGUGCCUGGUGCAGCUGUCCACGCUGCCCGUGGCCGUGUGCUACGGCAGCGGGCUCAGCAGCAAGGACGCGCAGGCCUCCGCCGCGCAGAACGCGCUCGAGUACCUCAAGAUCAUGACCAAGAAGUGAGCGGCCGCCGCGCCUCCCGACACCGGCCGGGGACCAGCCAACGUCUCCGGGGACCGGCCAACCUCUCCGGGGCUCAGCCAACGUCUCCGGGGACCGGCCCACAGCCAGCGUCUCCGGUGAACCUGCCCCGGGCCGCUGUCGCUAGGUCACAGUCGACACUCCUAUCACCACUUCCCAUUUGAAUAUGGCACGCCUGCCGGUAGCGCUUCGGGCUAUGCUUUAUAACUGGCACGUUUGCAGUAUCUUACUUGUGAUUUUAUUUAUUGUUCUGGCGUUCGAUUCCUUUCUUUGUUUUAAAUAAAUUAUUUCAGCAAGUGACUUCUCACUUGUACUACUACUGCCAACGUGCGAGGGUAAAUCGCAUAGCCCGUAAACAUAAUGAAACAAAGUAUGGAGUGGUCAUAUAACAUAAUACAAGCUAUACUUUGCAUAGAAUUAGUGUAAUUUUCCCAGCGUGGAAAUUACUAAAAAAAAAAAUACAAAAAAUACAAAAAAAUAUAAAAAAUAAGUAUAAAAUGUAAAAAAAAGUGUGGACUAUAAUAUUUCCAGUUUAAUAUUCAGCAUUAUUCUAGGCAUGUUUUUGAAUUCAUAUCUAAAACGAUCGUUAUUAUUAUCAAUGAAAAAAAAAAACAAAAUGUUAGCUUUUAAUGUAUUAUAGUAAUCAUGGCAAAGCCUAUUAUAUUUUUACCUUCACAGAUUUACUUCUGGUUAGGUUUAGUCUGGUGUGUUAUGAAAUCAACAUGCUGAGCAUUAAACGGAAAAUUAAUUCUCAGCUAAUAAUGUAAUGUAAUGUCUUGUUGACGAACCGCCCGGCCUUUGCUUUGUAACGAGCUGCCAGAUGUGGUCCUUUACUUGAACUUAACUGAACUUUUUACAAAGUGCAAGGGUUGGAUUCUGCAGAUGACUCGAGUGUGGUGGCAGGAUCGCGAAUAUUUUAGUUAUAUUUUAAACCAGUCACUGAGGUUUUCUUUUGAACGCAUGACGGAAAACUUUGCAGGGAAGCUGAGAACUUUGUGUCAGAGUGAAUAUAUCACUGGUAUAAGCGGUUGCGGAGUUAGGAUCCCUUGCCUGUGAAAAUGGGCAUUAUUUUAAUGCAAAGUAUAGAGGUUGUAACAUUAGUACCUGUUCAGCAUCGUCGUUCGUGCUCGGAGGACACUCGGCACAUACGAGGGUUCUGCGCACCGAGUUUCUUUUAAAUUGAAUGGUGUGUCCACCUGCCCUACCGUCGCACUGUUCAAGUUGGAAAAAACUUAUCAGAGUAAAGGAUUGGAGUUCUGUUCAACCAAGACCGACUAAAUAUUGUACUCCCAGAAGGGCGUAGUUGUUUAUUUUUGUGUUUAGUGAGUCUUGGUUUUACUUCUUGUGAUUAAUCUCAAGGAUAACUGUUGUAGAAUAUUGUCACUAUUGUGAACACUUUGAAUUCAUAUUUGCGUAGAUGUACGUUUUAUUUUAAAUGCCGUAAGAUAUAAUUUUGUCAAUGCACUGUUUGCUCUAAUUAAAAUAAAAUUUUGAUGUUGCUUAACUA